Molecule: messenger RNA, 3736 nt
Organism: Plectropomus leopardus (leopard coralgrouper)
Lineage: Eukaryota; Metazoa; Chordata; Actinopteri; Perciformes; Serranidae
Gene: gmppaa
Product: GDP-mannose pyrophosphorylase Aa
Biological process (GO): biosynthetic process
Molecular function (GO): transferase activity
Source: RefSeq, a predicted model, not a curated record
CGGAAAUACUCACCAAACAGCUACAGGUGUAGUCUUCAGGCAAGACUUCUCUGUGACAAAACACAGCUUCUCCGUCAAGAUGUUGAAGGCGGUUAUUUUAAUUGGCGGCCCUCAGAAAGGCACAAGAUUCAGGCCGCUGUCAUUUGAAGUGCCCAAACCCUUGUUUCCAGUUGCUGGUGUCCCCAUGCUGCAGCAUCACAUAGAAGCAUGCGCCAAGGUACCAAAUAUGAAGGAGAUUUUGCUCAUCGGCUUUUAUCAGCCAAAUGAAGAACUGACCAGAUUCUUGAUUAAUGCACAGCAGGAAUUCAAAAUUUCCAUCAGGUAUUUGCAGGAGUACGCAGCCCUGGGCACCGGAGGGGGCAUCUAUCAUUUCAGAGAUCAGAUUGUCUCCGGCAGUCCAGAGGCUUUCUUUGUUCUGAAUGCUGAUGUUUGUUCAGCGUUUCCUCUCGCAGAGAUGCUCAGCUUCCAGAAGGAACAUGGAGAACCAAACAGCUUUGUUAUUCUUGGAACAACGGCAAACAGAAAGCAAUCCAUGAAUUAUGGCUGUAUUGUUGAAAACGAGCAAACAAAUGAGGUCUUGCAUUAUGUGGAAAAGCCGAGCACAUUUGUGAGCGAUAUCAUAAACUGUGGCAUAUACCUCUUUAACCCAGAAAUCUUCCAGCAUAUCGGCGCCGUCUUCCAGAAGAACCAGCAGGAUAUGUUGUUAUAUCCAUACGAUGGAGAGGAGCCAACCAACGGCUGGCACCGAGCAGAGGCCAUCCGGCUCGAGCAGGACAUUUUCACUGCCCUGGCAGGACAGGGCAAGCUCUACGUGUAUAAAACCCUCAGCUUCUGGAGCCAGAUUAAAUCUGCAGGGUCUGCAAUUUAUGCCAGUCGGUUGUACCUCAACCAGUAUCACACAACUCAUCCUGAAAGACUGGCCUCAAAUAAGGAGGGAGGGCCCAAAAUAAGUGGUAAUGUCUAUAUUCAUCCAACAGCCAACAUUGACCCCACUGCUAUGCUGGGUCCCAAUGUCUCCAUUGGAACUGGAGUGACUAUUGGUGCUGGCGUCAGAGUUCGAGAAUCCGUCAUCCUUCAUGGUGCUACUCUACAGGAUCACUGCUGUGUUUUGAACAGCAUUGUGGGAUGGGACAGCACCAUUGGCAAGUGGGCGAGAGUAGAAGGAACACCCAGUGACCCAAACCCCAAUGAUCCUUUCGCAAAGAUUGACAGUGAGACUCUCUUCAGAGACGGAAAACUCACACCCUCAAUUACUAUUCUUGGUUGUAACGUGACCAUCCCUUCCGAGGUGAUUAUACUCAACUCGAUCGUCCUUCCACACAAAGACCUUAACCGCAGCUUCAAAAACCAAAUUAUUCUCUAGUUAAUCUUCUUCAAGCUUCUGUCCACUUACUGUCACUGAUGAAGGAAUGCUGCUGGACGCACGCCGGCACUGCCUCUGAGUUACUGUAUAUAAGAUGUCAAAAAUGAAGGUAGGGGGCAUUCAUUAAAUAGUUUUGAAAGAUAGAUUUUUAUAUAUUUGUCCUCGAGCCUUUAUGCAUCAUUGGGUGUCAGCAACGUUAGAGUGAGGCUAAUCACGCAUGUUGAUUCACCUUGAAAAGUGCUGUCAUGCCAGAGAUUUAUAUUGGUUUUUUAUUAACUUAACCGAACUGUAAAAUUACAGCAGACACUAGUUUAAUAUAUUUGGUUGGAUCUAAUAGGAUUUUUUAAAAAAAAAAGUUUAUAGACAACCAAGCACUGUUUUCUCAAGGGCAUCCUUGAAAAACUUUAGACUUGUUACUUCAGCGUGAGAAGAGAACUUAUCAGAAAAUAAAAAUCCUUGGCUGCUGACUGUUGUUAAUUUUUAGAGGUGAUUAUUUGUGUGGAGCUCUGAUUAAAACCGUUUAGCAUCUUCAUUGUUUGUCUCAAAAAUUGACUACCACUAAAAUAAAUCAGGGGCUCAAGAUUUACAUCGCAAUCAAGUGAUGUUGCCUUUUAAAAUGUGAACUUAGCAGGGGGCCUUGAGAAUCUGCCAUAUAAACAGCAACAGCAGAUACUUAAAUUGUGCAUCCGCAAUCACUGGAGGAACCGUUCCAAUUUAUGGAUACAGCACAUUAACAUUUACUUAUUAAGCCCUCGAGCACUCAUGAUCACUUCAGCACUUUUGUUCCAAUUAUUGCAAAGAGAGUUUCUAUUAAGGAGUGAUGUAAAUUGUGAUACAGGAACUGCAGCAUAAUAUAUUUUAAUCAAGUCUCCUCAUGAACUACCCUCCAGUGAAAGAGGAAAAAACAAGUUAAUGUAUGGUUUUUAAUAUCGUUUAUUUCAGGUUGUAUAUGUAGCUGCCUGUCUUUUUCACUGUUGAUUCAGGUGCCUUACUGCUUCAAAUAAAACCGCCUGAUGCCAGUCUAGGGCCCCCUAUUACAAUGUUUUUAUCCUCUCAGUUGGAUGUUUAGCAAUUUGGGCUAAAACCCCUGAUGUUCUUCACUUGAAAGGCAAUCCUAAAAUUCAUUAGAUCAAGCAAGCUUUUUUUUUUUUUUUUUUUUAGAUUUUGGCUUCUGUGCUCCUUUAGUUUUUUGUGAUAGCUUUUCUUGUCUUUUGUUUUCAUCAGUGUCCUAAUUGUAUUGUGUUUCAUGAUAUCACAUGAAAACAUUUGAGGCUCACUGAAAUCAUUAUUAAUUAAUAUUAUAAUUUGACAUUUAAAGAGACACAUGAAAGCAUUCAUGUUUAUUAUUAUUAGUCUUUGCUCUGUUACAUUAGGCACAGUGGUGCAAGACUAUGUCUUGACAAGCUUUAAAAGGAAAUCUGACAGGAUAUUAGGGAAGUAAAUAGGUUGCUCAUGUAGAAUAAGGAUAUGGGAUAACUUUCUAAUGAAUGUUAAUAUAAAUUAAUGAUGGUAACAGCAGUGGUAACAAUACUAUUUUAAUUUAGUGAAACCCCCUCAUGUAUGUAGUAUCAUAUAUCAACCCACUUGCCACAAUAAGUUGGCAUUGUACCUGUCUGCAAACAGAAGAUAUGUUACAAUUGUUCAUUUCAUUUGAAGCAGAUAUGUUGAUUAUCAAUGGUUUUUUUUACUUUUUAAUUCUUGAUUUUAUGUUUUAACAGUUCUUAGGUUAAUGUGCUGUUGCUUUUAGGCACAAAGCCCACUUGGGUAGGAUAAGGAAAACAUGUUUUGGCUUACAAUACCUGAUUUUGUUGCUAUAGACCAUCUUGAAAUGUCCCUACCUGUAGCUAAAACAAAUACCCACUCUUUUUUUUAUACAAACAUGGCUUGUAAUGUCCUGAACUGUCAAUAAAUACCUGCUUUUAUCACUACAAUUGGCUGGAAAUGUCCCUGCCUGUUAUUAAAAAAAAACAACCCAAUUUGUUGCUAAAAACCUUGUUGAAAUGUCCAUACCCAUCAGUAAAUUACCCUGUUGUUAAAGAAAUACCUGCUUUUGUCGUUUGCAAACAGUGGUCUGCAGAUUGUCAGCCGUAGCACCUAUAGUAGGUGUCAAACCAUCCCCUGCUCCUCAUGAUGUGAAACUUGGCUCAUAUACAUGCAGUCUGAACUAUGUCAUACAUAGGAAAAGUAUGAAUGUAACAUAUCUGUGCUUUGCAGAAAUGUACGAUGCCAACAUUUCAUUCUGGUGGCUGGGCUAUGUACAUGAUAUUAUAGGAGAUUUUUUUGUUUUCCAAACUUUCAUCCUUUAUAGUUUAAAAAAAUAGAAAGAAAUGUCUGAACCCAGAAUGAACCACAUAAUAAAAGUUCAAAAGCCCA